This is a messenger RNA of Portunus trituberculatus (swimming crab), 5697 nucleotides long. It is a transcript of the gene Eaat1, whose product is annotated as excitatory amino acid transporter 3-like. Gene Ontology annotation, biological process: L-glutamate transmembrane transport. Bases 327 to 2078 code for a protein of 583 amino acids. The transcript is spliced from 12 exons. Gene Ontology annotation, cellular component: plasma membrane. NCBI's taxonomy places the organism in Eukaryota, Metazoa, Arthropoda, Malacostraca, Decapoda, Portunidae. The record is from RefSeq and is a predicted model, not a curated record. Gene Ontology annotation, molecular function: neutral L-amino acid transmembrane transporter activity; L-glutamate transmembrane transporter activity; glutamate:sodium symporter activity.
CAGCACGCUCACUACGCCACCCACCGCGGGUCCUGUUGAACACCAACACAGCUGCAGGCCGCGCCGCUUCUCUCUCCCACCACAGCUGCUGCCGACUGGCUCCACGCGCGCCGUAGCAGCGCCACGCGGCCUCCAGUCUGCCGCCUCCGCCGCAAGCUGUGAGUGCUUCGUGCGAGCACCGAGGCGGCGUCGGGAGAGCCUGAGCACGUGCUGACAGUAGUCGCGUCCCCGCCGAAGUGUGUGGGCUCCAGGCACGCCGCCUCCGUCAGUGACCCGCCGCUAUUCGAACCUCUGCCACGUAAACCAUCGCCAGGUGAACUUAGGCCAUGGCGGCCUCCGAGCACCAGCCUCAGGCCGACCCUCCCGUGCAGGACGAGGAGGCUGCCACCCCGCAGGACCCCCUCAUAUCAAGCCAGCAGACGGUCGUGUGGUCACCAUCUGACGGACGCACUAUCACCACUACCACUACCGCCUCCCCUGCCGCCGCCGCCGCUGCUGCUACCACCACCACCACCGCCACCGCCACCUCCUCCUCUUCGCCGCCGCCUGUAGUCGUCGCCAGCGCCUCCUCCACCACCACCACCAUGUCCUGCAAUCCUAAGACGAUAAAGGAUGCAAUUAACGCCAACCUCCUUCCCAUCCUGACUGUCUCUGGUGUGACUGGGGGCAUAGUUCUCGGCCUGAUCCUACGGUACUCCCGGGAUGAGCCAUGGACGAAGCGAGAGGUCAUGUAUGUGGGUUACAUUGGUGAGCUCUUCCUCCGAGCCCUCAAGGCCCUCAUUAUCCCCCUCAUAGUCUCCUCCCUGGUUUCAGCUAUCGGAUCUCUGGACUUGUCGCUCUCAAAGAAGAUUGGUCUGCGCGCUGUCUGCUAUUAUCUCACGACGACGGUGUUGGCUGUAGUGUUGGGCAUCAUCCUGGUGGUGAGCAUCCACCCAGGCAAGGGUUCGGACGAGGGCAUCACCAAGGCUGGAGAGGCAAGAAGCGUCUACACUCCCGACCUGCUCAUGGAUCUGCCUAGAAACUUUUUCCCUCCGAACUUGAUCCAGGCUUGCUUCGAGACGCACAAGACGGUGAUCGUUGAGCCAAAACCGGAAGACUUCGUGAAUGAUACACGAAUUGAGGAGUGGAUCAGAAAAUAUAACUGGACGAACGGUACAUUGCCCCCAAAGUCUGAAUGGGACAUCAAGCACGAGCACGCCCGGGCAAUGAACAUCAUGGGCCUGGUGAGCUUCGCAACCUUCCUCGGCCUGGCGCUCUCCACACUGGACGCCAAAGGGAAGCCGCUACUCGAUUUCUUCCAGUCUCUCUCCGACGCUUCCAUGGUCAUCACCUCCUGGCUUAUCUGGAUUUCUCCCAUUGGUAUCCUCUUCCUGGUGGCUUCCAUGAUGAUCGAGAUGGAGGACUUCAGCGUCAUGUUGGGUCAGCUUGGCAUGUACUUCGGCACUGUGGUUCUCGGCAUCUUCAUCCACGGCUUCAUCGUCCUACCCACUCUGUACACUGUCUUCACACGCAAGCUUCCCUUCCGCUUCCUGGCCAACAUGAGUCAGGCCUACAUCACCGCCUUCGCCACCGCCUCCAGCUCAGGAACCCUGCCAGUGACCUUCCAGUGCCUUGAGGAGAAGAACAAGAUUGACAUGCGUGUGACCCGUUUCGUCAUCCCUAUCGGCGCCACCAUCAACAUGGACGGCACAGCUCUCUACGAAGCCGUGGCCGCCAUCUUCAUCGCUCAGGUCCGAGGUCUGGCGCUCUCCAUCGGCCAGGUUGUUGCUAUCAGCAUCACGGCCACAGCAGCAGCUAUAGGGGCGGCCGGCAUCCCUCAGGCCGGUCUGGUAACGAUGGUGAUGGUGCUGGACGUGGUGGGACUCCCUGCUGAGGACAUGACUCUUAUCAUUGCUGUGGAUUGGUUGCUGGAUCGAUUCCGUACCAUGAUCAACGUUCUGGGAGACAGCAUUGGCGCCGGCCUUGUCUAUGAACUCAGCAAGAAGGAGCUGGAGAAACUGAACAUCAAUGCAAACGGUGACGUGGAGCGGCCUUCCAACGAGAUCGGUAUGGAUGCUGUGGAGUCGAACAAGAUGUGAGAGGAAAAAGGGGCUAGAGAGGCUCAGCUUAAUGUACAGUUCACGAAGACUCCCGACACCGCCGCCUCUGCUGGGGACUCGACCCAACAACGCUGGAGGGAGUCGUCCUCUUCCCAGCAUGAAACUCUCUUGUAGGAUCUGCUAGUGCGAUCCAACUCCUCCCGGUGCGGCGGUUAUUAUUAUAUGUAGCAUCCCGCGGUGUGUGUGUAUGUCUGUAUGCUUCUGUGUGUGUGUGUGUGUGUGUGUGUGUGUGUGUGUGCGCGCGUUUGUGUGUGCAUGUGUAUGUGUGUGAGUUCUCUGUGGUGUUCCCAGUAGAUUUUAUAAGUAAAGUAUGUACCACGCACGUUGUCGGGCAAACAGACAAACAAAAAACACAAAGGAGUAGGUGAUUUUGUAACUCUGUCUUUUACCUUCCUCUUUCUAUUUGCCUUCAUCUCUGUUUGAACACACAAUGAAAUUUAGAAGUACAGCUGGUGACGGGUGAAUGUCCAGCCAGCAUUUGCCUAUACCCAAAGAACCAGUAGUGUUGCUGCCAGUCUUCCUCACCAUACUGUCCAGGGAAGGGGAGAAGAGCCAGGAAGAGUCAAGGUACAGCCAGGUAGAGCAGCGGGUCUUGCCAAUAAAGCAUGAUUGUAGAGUCAAAUAGAAAUCAGGGUUUUAUUCUCUCUCUCUCUCUCUCUCUCUCUCUCUCUCUCUCUCUCUCUCUCUCUCUCUCUCUCUCUCUUUCGCUCUUUUCCUAUUAAUUGUUUUUUAGUAAUAAUGUUUUUUAAUGUACUGUUUAUUUACUGUUUUAUGUCCUUCCUGACUUACUUUCUUGCCAACACAGUCCAGUAGAAGUGAGGGUUUUCAUUUCCGUUCUCUUUCUCUUCCUUCUUGUUUUUCUUUUGUUUUGUUUUUUCCAUCGUGUAUUUUUGGUACUGUUCUGUGACCUUUCUGACUUUCAUUCAUGCGUCAUCAGUCAGUAUUUUAUGUUGGUAGUUACUAUAGUCAUCUGGUACCUGGAUUUCUUUCUCUUUAUUAUUUGUAUUUUGGCAUUUUACUGUAUUAUUGUAAUGUUGUAAGUCAAAUGUUUUUUUAGUCAUCCCUGUGGCAAAGAACCAAAUGUAAAAUACAGUUCAACUUUAAACUUUUUAUUGUGUAUGUAUUUUCUAUUUUUAGCAUCACAUAUAUUCAGGAACUCGCAUAGAUCAUCACAGUUCUCACAAAAGACAUCAGUAUCAGUGCAUUUCACCUCAACUCAGCUAAACAUCCUUCCCAGACACAUUAAGCGUGCAUUCACAUGGGCAGCCUCACCGCACGCUGGAAACACGUUGGUAGCAUGCUGGUAAUGACUUGGCUUGGCCCAGACGUCCUUGCAAGUCUCCUCUCCUAGUGGUCAGGUGGAAUCAGGUCAAACCAAACACAGCCAUCAAGAUAACCUGUAUGUGUGUGCAAGGCAACCAGAGUGGGAACCCAACUGGGGCCAUAGUUGUAGGUAGCUGUUAAAUUGUAAUUGUUUGAGACUUCCAUAUUGCCUAAGUGUUAAGUAAGAGAAUAUAAAUCUUUAUAGGGGGGAUCACCGAGUCCUCGUAGUUAGAUAACUGCUGGUCAAGAAUGAGAGAGAGAGAGAGAGAGAGAGAGAGAGAGAGAGAGACGAGGCAGUUUUGAAAUUGUUGUGUUUUUGUUAAGACGUUGUAUAUUAAUAGUCUAUCAGUGCUGUAGUUAAUCUGUAGUCCGAGAAAGAUGAUUUAAGUAGCUGUCCUAAAUUUGUAUUAUGUAGGAAACCACAUUGAUAUUUUUUUGCCACUUGUUCUCGUCACAAGAGAGGAGAAUAACCUUCAUUCUACCUUCACAGCAUAUCAAAGUAUUCAUUAAGGAAGAAGAGGAAGAAGCCCACUUUCAUGUACAUAUUGAAGUAUAUUUAAACUAACUGUAAAUCAGAUUGUAGUGUUUCUUAGAUACAAAAAAAAAGUGACUAUUUGGUAAUGUAUAGGAACUGUUUUGUAUUGUUGUCACGUGGGAAAGUCUACAGAAACGCAUAUAUUCGUUUGUGUCGUGUCGGUGUAGUGUGUGUAGCGACCACCCUCACUGUUCCUCUAUGACAACAAUGAGAUUCAACAAGGGAUUACAAUGAAUGCGGAGGACAAGUCACAAUCACGCACAGCAAGCUCACCUACAAGUGUGUGUAGUUGAGGCAGAACCAUUAGUUUUAAGAGCACAGACUUCAGGUUGUUCAGUUUCGAGAUCACAGGUUAUUUUCAUUGAGGAGUUUCAAUAGCACAGUUGGUAGUCGAGGGCUUGAAUUCUCCCUUAGCUAGUGGUAGUUCAUGGUAUUGUUUUUGAGAUUGCAAGCGUCUAGGAUUUUUUUUUUUUUUUUUUUCUAUUUUCGUUGUCACCAUUCAUCGUUGGUUAGUGGGUGUUCGUGGUCUAAAGAUAGCCAAUGUCUGAAAUAGAUCGCAUAGGUACCUCAAAAUUUGGGUCCGUGGUUCUUUUAAGUCACCAUAUAUCUUUGUCUUCAAAAAUACACCUUGCAUAUAUCAAAAUUUGGGCUCACUAUUCAGGUAAAUAAGUCACCUCAUGUCUUUACAUUCAGACGGGUAGCAACUUUUUAACCUGUGCACCUUCUACCACAGUUACGUCAACCCUCCCAUCAACACACAUACUACACAACACAACAUGAAGAAGGACCGACCAGUGAGUGCCAACCAUGAGCCCCACGCCACUGUCACCACCACGGGCAGGAGGUGUCAGGCCCACGCAGGGAAAAUAAAAAAGUUGAGGCAAAUUUGUAAAUUUAGCGAGUAAGGAGUUUUGUUGAGAUUAGCGCUGUGUAGUCCGUUCUUGUUGUCCCAUUUGUGAGGUCCUCGAUUUCAUUUCACCUUUUCAUCCUUGUAUAGUGAGGCGUUAGCUUGUCUGAUGCCUGUCUUAGCACACUACACUAUCAGAUUAAUGUGUUCGUAAGGCUCUUCGUGUGGAAAUGCUAUAUGUGUAAUUAAAAGCAUAAGUACCGUGUAUAGCUGACUGACUUCCCAAACAGUACAGGAUUGGUCUUAGUAUCGAGUAUCGUUUGUCUUUGUAUUACUGUUCUUUGUUCUAUUGUGUAUUGUGAAGGAUCAAGCAAUUCCUAGCCCGAUUAAGGACGUUCUGUUGUGCGGGCAUAAGCAUAAUAUUACUAGUGCAUAAACGCUGCAUGAGAGGCGGGUUGCUUGCUACCUCACAACCCUGGAAACACAUGAUGGCCAGUGAAAUAAAAAACAAAAAACAGUAAAAUAAAAAGUGUGAUUGAGGAAAGGACCAAAAAACAGUCUGAAGUAAGAAAAGGGGUAAAUGUUUAUUAUUUCAUUUAAAGUUAUUAAUGCUAUCCUUUUUUAUUAUUACUUUUUUGUUUCCUUUUUUUUUACAUUGCGAUAUUUUUUUCUUCCUUCCUUUGAUGCGUGUGUGAUUCCUUGAGGUGCGAAUGCUGACUCCCAUCAUAGACUUAAGUUUCGACUCUUCAUAUCAUACCCGUUCCCUCCUUUUCCUUUACGUGAGAGAAAAAAAAAUCUUUAUAGUGAUAAUGUUUUUAUUUCUAUAGAACCUAGUUGAAGUAAAUGUUAAGAUCGUGCUUGUGGACAAAACUGCAAUAAAUUAAUAAACUUGA